Molecule: messenger RNA, 2593 nt
Organism: Dermacentor silvarum
Lineage: Eukaryota; Metazoa; Arthropoda; Arachnida; Ixodida; Ixodidae
Product: tetratricopeptide repeat protein 27
Exons: 1
Coding region: 125-2458 (777 amino acids)
Molecular function (GO): protein binding
Source: RefSeq, a predicted model, not a curated record
UUCUGUGCGCGAGCGACAUGCGAGUCCAUGUGCUCAAGCGCUUGACGUUGUCUGCACACUUAAAAAUACUAACGUUCUAGUUUACACGUUGUGUUAUUGAUACUUUGGUGGUGUUUACUACGUCAUGAGUAAAUCUGCUGCUAUGGAACUUCUCGAAGAGAUAGAGCGGACUGUCGUUCUUGGGCGAGAAUUUUCCAACGUGCUUGAAGACGCGUGUGGUGUUUCUGACCAAGACGAGUUUGAUUUCUUGCGAUUCCUCGUAGACUGCAUUGUCCGUGGCGACUACGUGAGUGUGUUCACAGACGAUCGGACAAAGAGAUUACUGCGCGUGUCAUCUUACUCUAGUUGUUUAUGUGAAAUACUUGAGAAAUGCAACAACUACGUGGACGGCGGUCGCCGCACUCGGCAAUUGACUGUGCUCCUUGUCGGUGUAGCUGCUUUGAAGCUCUUUGUCCAGUGCAACUGGACGGGACCAGCUGUAGAAGUUGUUAAUGACAUUUUCCCCAACUCGGAAUCCGACGAGUGCCAGCGCGCGUGUCUGAAAGCUCUCGAAAUAUGCGGAGAGCCGCCAUACCACCUGAUAGAACAAGCCCCUUUCCUUAUCAUUGCCGAGGCCUUGCUUGUGCGCUGUAAUGAAAUGCUUCACAGCUGUUGGUCCGCUGACUGGUGGGCGUGGAGGUGUGCGUACGUACAUCAGUUAGUUAUGCUUGACCGAUCCCAAGAACUGUACAACGAAAUUUGCGACCGAAUCGCCAAGGUUGAAAAGAAUCUACCUUCCCCCGAUGAAGGCGACGAGCAGAGAAAGCUAAGAAUGGUGUAUUGCACCGAAGCAGCGCUGUCCUACGUGCAUUACUUCGAAGUGCGAAAUAGUCGUUCGUACUUGGACGCGGCGAAAAGUGUUUCAAAUGUCGAGUUUCAGCUGACUGGAGCACUUGGAAAGAGGACUUACCACCAGGAAAAUGAGCUCCCCCAGUUGCUGCUUGAAGUGCGGCACAAAGAAAACGGCGACGUCGCUACUUCGUCGUUAAAAAGGGCGAAUUAUUUCCCUAAGAAUGCGCCGCUUAAAGAUGACACCGUCAUGAAUGAGAUAAAGUUUAGUGCCAGUACAGCUGCAGAUGUUAGCCUAACGCCCGAGGAGGGUUGUUUGCUUCUAGCCGUGUGCAUCCUGAGCAAGAGCAUCAGUGCACCAGAUGCUCUUAGAGAUGAAGAAGUCAUGGCAUACAUUGAGCGAGUGCUUUCAGUGCCUUGCUCUUGGUCGGUGCAGUUCAGUGCACUCUUUCAGCGAUGCAGACUGGAACGUAAAAGUAGCCGGCGAGUCGAGCGAUCUAUGACUCAACUGCAGUGCCUCGUCGACGCUGUUAAAUCCCCUGAACCUAGUGCUAGUGCCAGGCAAGAGCUCUUCUUCUCUGUAGCUAUGCCGUCCAUCUGGGAAGUUGAAAAGGAGCUGGGCAACCUCUUCUUCGCACUGGGCGCUACAAAGAGUGCCCUCGACGUUUUCAUCAAAUACGAGCUUUGGGAAGAUGUUAUAAACUGUUACACCAAGAUAGGACGCCGUGACAGAGCAGAAAAUGUUGUGAGGAAGCUGCUCGAAGAAGAAGAAUCCGCGCACCUGUACUGUUUGCUGGGUGACGCAACGCAGGACCCUGAGCACUACACGAAGGCCUGGGAGAUAUCAGGUCAUACCAGUGCAAGAGCUCAGCGCUCACUUGGCUUGUUCUAUUAUAACAAGAAGGAGUUUCAAGAGGCCAUUCCGUAUCUUGAAAAGUCAUCAGAACUUAAUGGAAUACAGAUGAACGUUUGGUUUGCCCUUGGUUACUCUGCCAUGCAGGUUGAGAACUAUGCUCUGUCUGUGAAGGCAUAUAAACGUGUUGUGAAUUUGGACCCUGAAAGCUUUGAAGCAUGGAACAAUAUGGCCAGUGCUUAUAUCCACAUGGGAGACAAGCAAAAAGCCUGGAAAGUUCUGCAGGAAGCACUUAAGUGCAGUUAUGACAAUUGGAGAGUGUGGGAAAACUACCUACUUGUGUGCAUGGAUGUUGGAGCUUUUGAGGAGUGCAUAACUUCUUGGCACAGACUGAUUGACAUUAAGGGAAAGCAUUCUGAUGGCAAGGUGGCGAGACUCUUGGUUAAGGUUGUAGCUGAAGGAAUUCCUGACAUCUAUGGCAAGCCUGGAACUCACCUUAAGUCGAAGCUGCUCGCGCUGUUUGGCAGAGUGACAUCUGGUGUCACUAACGAUGCUGACAUUUGGCACUCGUACGGGUCUCUCUACCAGCUCUCAAGUGAAGAUUCAAGUACAACUGUGGAAGACACAGAGCGAAUGCUACAAUUCUUUCAGAAAUCAUUUCGCUGUCAUAAUCAAAAGUCAAAUUGGGAGAAGGAAGUGGCAGCUUGCAGGGAGCAUCUAAUACGUUCGAAGGACCUUUUGGACAUUUACAUUUCUGCGACAAAACAGUUUAAAUGACAGAGCUCGCAAGCACCAGCUCUUAUCAUCUGCUAGAAUCACAGUGAAAGGUACGCUGUCAAUUGUUGAGAACUACAAAGUCAACUAUACAUCUGAAAUUCUUGAUGAACUGACACCUGCAAUUAAUACUCUUGC